UUGAAAAUUGGUCAGAUGCUAAAGUAGUCUCAAUAGCUUUCUGACAAUAAAUACUUGCUUCAUUCGAGUUGCCUUUCUUUUCAUGAAUAAUAGUCAUCUUUUCAUAACAACAUUCGUCGCCAUUUGACUAUUUCUGUUACUUUCCAAUAUUUCGAUUGCUUUUUCGUAUGAAUCAAGAGCUAAGUCCAAAGUUCCAUAUUCAUAAUGAACGUUUGCUCUUUUUGCGUAACAUAAUAUGAGAAGCGGAGAAUUCUUCCCUUUUACCUUCAAGAGCUCAACUGCCCCAUUGUACCAUUCAACUGCGGGCUCUAACUCAUUAUUUUCAUGAUAAGUGUCCGCCAUAUCUAUAUAUACCCGUACAAUACAUAGCGUGUGUUCACUUUCGUCUGAUACUUUCAUAUUGACUCCGAUCAGUUGAUGGUACCAAUGGAUCACCGUGUCAUAUCUUUUAUAUUUUUAUAAUACUUUACGAUAUCAUUAAUACAACAGGCAAUAAAGCAGACAACGUUUGUUUGGUAUUUUUUUUAAUUUCGACCGCCUUUUUGAGCAGUUCUAGUUAAUCGAGGAAAACAUUAUUCCAUUGAUAAUGCUUUUAUUAAUCUGUCGAUUGUUGAUAGUGAAGAACAAUCAUCAAAAGAAGAAAACUUUCAUUUGAAUGCGAAUUAUACGACAUUUGAACAAAUUUACGGGACAAAAAGCUCUAUUUAAAUUCAGCAACUAUUCAAUGAUAAUCGUAAACGCCUGUUAGUACUUGGUCGUGCAGGGAUUGGAAAAACAACAUUUUGCCAAUAUAUUGCGUAUCAAUGGGCCAGGGGAAAAUUAUUUCAACAAUUCCGAUGUAUUCUGUGGAUUCGAUUUCGUUUUCUAAAUGCUACACGUUAUCCAAAAAAGCCGAAUAAUGAACAGUAUACACUGACAGACAUUGUUGAAAAAGAAUGUUUUCCGAACAAGCUCACUGAUGACGGUCUGUCUGUCCUGCGUUUUAUUCUUGGUGAAGUACGUCAAGCUGUUUCGACCACUUCACCCACAAUACUUUUAUUAUUAACGCGAAUGUUCUGA
This is a messenger RNA of Didymodactylos carnosus, 1059 nucleotides long. The record is from the annotation of a GenBank genome assembly. Lineage: Eukaryota; Metazoa; Rotifera; Eurotatoria; Philodinida; Philodinidae.